AUGGCUACGGUGGAUGCUCAUGACUUGCUGCAGGCUGCGCAUAAUGCCGCUGAUCGAGGACUCUACCAAAGCGCGAAAUGGCUCUUUGAACUAGCUGAUGCUCUGCCAUCAUCAUCACAACCUGCUGCUGCUCUUUCUGCGGAAAUGUCAAAAGAUUCUGUUGCAUAUGCCAUUGCUAAAGCGUCGUUUGAUUGCAGAGAGCAUUUACGUUGUGCUUCCAUGCUCAAGCAAGCUGGCAUGUCCACUGCAAAAAGCUACUUUCUGCACUUUUACGCACGAUUCUUGGCAUCCGAGAAGGACCGCCAAGAGGAAGGGGAGAUCCUCAUGGGUCCACGAGACAACCAAGCGAACAAGGAGCUGCCGAAGCUACUCGAAGAGCUGCUCGCCGUGGUCCAUCAAGGCAUCUCGGAUCACUUCCUGCUCUACUUGCUUGGCAUGCUGCAACGCCAUCUGAACCGACAUGAAGAAGCCGUCCAGUCUCUUGUUCAAGCAUUAACCCAGAAUAUCUACAAUCACUCUGCCUGGCAAGAGCUCAUGCUUUGUAUGACGAGUCCGAGCAUCCUUGCGAAAACCUGCUCCCUGCUCCCUACUCAUCCAAUGACGCAGCUCUUCAAUGCAGUCGCACAACUCGACCUACACAAGAGUGGGCCAGAGCUCAGCAGUCUUCUUGAUGAGCUUGCUAGCUUACUUCCCGGCAGUGGCUACAUACAGCGCUUACGUGCAAUCCAUGCAUACAAUGCUCAAGACUAUGAACAAGCAGAGCUCUUAUUUGAUGCACUCCACAAAGCCGACCCACAUCAACUCGAGGGCAUGGAUAUUUACUCCAAUGUGUUGUUUGUGCUUGAGCGACGCGCCAAGUUGGUUGACUUGGCCAAGCGCAUGACGGCCACAGACCGUUUCCGCCCGGAGACUUGCUGUGUGGUCGGCAACUACCACAGUCUGAGUGGCGAGCACGAAAAGGCAGUCUUGUCCUUCCGCAAAGCGCUCAAGUUGAAUCGCAACUAUCUACCGGCAUGGACCCUUAUGGGACAUGAAUACGUUGAGCUCAAGAAUACACAUGCCGCGAUUGAAUCGUAUCGCAGAGCUGUCGAUGUCAACCGCAAAGACUAUCGCGCUUGGUAUGGUCUUGGGCAGACUUAUGAGAUGCUCGAAAUGCAUCACUACGCGCUUCACUAUUUUCAACGCGCAGCGGCCCUCAAACCGUACGAUGUUCGAAUGUGGACUGCUGUUGGCGGUUGCUAUGAGAAACUUGGACGGGUACCUGAAGCCAUCAAGGCAUUCAAAAGGGCGCUCCUCGGCGGCGAAGAAGCGACUGAUCCGAGCUACCUAGCGAAACUUGGAGACCUACAUGAGCAAGUUGGCGAUCAGUCCUCCGCUGCGUCCUUCUUCAACGCCUGCGUCAAUUUGGCCGAUGAGCACAACAUUGAGGGCGACCCGGCCAUUGUCAGGGCGCGCCUUUGGCUUGCACGGUAUUUACACGCCAGUGGUCGAAUGGCCGAGGCUGAGUCAGUUUUUUCUUCUCCUUCAGGCGACACUAACCACUAG
Molecule: messenger RNA, 1545 nt
Organism: Protomyces lactucae-debilis
Lineage: Eukaryota; Fungi; Ascomycota; Taphrinomycetes; Taphrinales; Protomycetaceae
Exons: 8
Coding region: 1-1545 (514 amino acids)
Biological process (GO): cell division
Cellular component (GO): anaphase-promoting complex
Molecular function (GO): protein binding
Source: RefSeq, a predicted model, not a curated record